Molecule: messenger RNA, 3459 nt
Organism: Drosophila montana
Lineage: Eukaryota; Metazoa; Arthropoda; Insecta; Diptera; Drosophilidae
Exons: 13
Coding region: 29-3229 (1066 amino acids)
Biological process (GO): proteolysis
Molecular function (GO): serine-type endopeptidase activity
Source: RefSeq, a predicted model, not a curated record
UCUGUGUACAAAAAAGCUGUGACUCGAAAUGCGGCAUUCGUGUGGCCAAAUGCUUCUGUUGUGGUUGUGCCUGCUGCUCUGCCAACUAGCGCCGUUGCAGGCCAGUAUACUCAAUACGCUGCUGGGCGUGCCCGCCGAGUGUGUGCAUCAGAGCGGCGUCUGGCCCUGCAAGCUGAGCUUCUCCUGCUGGCUGCAGGGUGGCAAGCAUGCCAAGGGCUGCGGCAGCAACAAGUGGCUAUUUAGCUGCUGCAUCGCCGAGCCGCAUCAGCAUCAGCAUCAGCAUACGCAUCAGUCGCCGCUGGAAAAUCUGGUGGACUAUGGCAAACUCAAGUUGGGUCUGAAUAGUCUGCCCAAACGCAUUAUGUUGCGGCGACGCGACGAUAACGAGCUGCUCAAUCUCAAGCCGGAAUGUGGACUGCCGCGCAUAGCACAGAAUACGCUGCAGAAGCGCAUCAUUGGCGGACGGCCGGCACAGUUUGCAGAGUAUCCGUGGCUGGCGCAUAUACGCAUUGCGGAGUAUCAGUGCGGCGGAGUGCUGAUCUCGGCUAAUAUGGUGGCGACGGCGGCGCAUUGCAUUCAGCAGGCACAGCUGCCAGAUAUAACCGUGUAUCUGGGAGAGCUGGACACACAGAAUCUGGGCCACAUACAAGAGCCGCUGCCCGUGGAGAAGCACAGUGUGCUGCAAAAGAUAAUACAUCCGCGCUUCAACUUUCGCAUCACACAGCCGGACCGCUACGAUCUGGCGCUGCUUAAGCUGGCCCGCCCGACGGGUUUCAGCGAGCAUAUCUUACCCAUUUGCCUGCCACAGUAUCCCAUACGGUUGGUGGGACGCAAGGGAUUGAUCGCCGGCUGGGGCAAGACAGAGGCGCAUAUGGGUCAUGCCGGCACCAACAUGCUGCAGGUGGCCAGUGUGCCCAUCAUUUCCACCUUGGAGUGCAUUCGAUGGCAUGAGAGCAAACAGAUCAGUGUGGAAAUCAAAUCGGAAAUGUUCUGCGCCGGCCAUUCCGACGGCCAUAUGGAUGCGUGUUUAGGUGACUCUGGCGGUCCGUUGGUCAUCAAAGAACGUGGUCGCUUUGUGCUCGUGGGCAUAACCAGCGCCGGUUUUGGCUGCGGCGUCGAUCAUCAGCCGGGCAUCUAUCACAAUUUGCAGAAGAGUCUGCGCUGGGUGGAAGACGUCGUGGCGCACAAUGAGCUAUACUCUAAAUUUGACAUUAGUCAUGGCAGCAGCAGCGGCAGCGGCAGCAGCAAGAGCAGCUUAGCGACAGGCGACAUGCAAUUGCCAAUUGCAUGGCUGCCGCCGCUGCCAACGUCUCUGCCGCUGCUCCUGCUGCUUGGCCAAUGGCUGUGUGUGUGUCGCUGCCUCGUCGCCGCCCACGGCGGCUACAACUCCGUGUACAAUGCGGUGGUCACGCCGGAGCUGAAGCAGGCCAUUGACAAGGAUCUGCCCAAACAGGCCAAGUUCUUCGAUGAGCUUGAUUGUAAUGAAAGUACGCGCUUGUUGCGUUGCGCUCCUCGCCAGGAGCCAGACAUGUCGCGCGCCCGAACACACACGCACUGCCACAUAAAGGAUAAAUGGCUGGGCCUGCUGCUCAUCUAUGCGCUGGCGCCGAGCGGCCGCAAUGUCUGCGCCCUGGGCUAUCCGAGCGCACAGCAGGAGCACGAUAUGCUCAUACUGGAUGCGCUCUCACGUCGCAGCGGCACCGGCUAUUAUGGCGAGAACAGCGUCAUGGAGAUGCUAUCCCGAAUGAUACCGCAAUCGUGCCGCUUCCGUGGCCACAAAUUCGAAUGCGGCCUGUCCAUCUCGUGCGUCUUGGGCGGCGGCAAGCCGCUGGAUCUAUGCUCGGGCGGCAUGAUCUGGUCAUGCUGUGUCGACAAAGAUCUCGAUGCCGAGGAGAGUCCACAUGCGGCGCCGGUCAACAAUACAAGUGACAUAAUACACUUGCACGACAUUUAUCCCGACUUGUCGCCAACCGCAAACAAGCCGGCACAUCAUCAACCACAUCACCAGACGCAACAACAGCACCACACCAUCAACAACAACAACAACAAUAAUAACGGCCUGUCAGCGGCCUCGUCAGCACGACCCGCCUAUCCCAGCCACGCCUACUACAGCACAAAACGUCCAUCGCUUUAUAGCGGCAAUCCCUACAAGCCCAGCUCCAGCUCCGGCUCCGGCUCCAGCUCCAGCUCAUCGAUACAUCGUCCCAUCGCCUCCAGCCUGAACAGCUGGGAGCAUGACGCGAAUCACUUGGGCAUCACCAAUCAUCUGGAUAGUUUCUUUGAUGCAGAUGCGCCGCCAGAUAGCGCCGCCGCGACGCGUCCAACGGCAGCACAUGUGCCGCAGGCACAGCCCUUUGCCGUGGGCAAUGUGCUCGAUCUGAAUGCGGGCGAGGCGGCGGAUGAAUACGAGAGUGGUGGUGGCUACAAUGACGGCAGCUAUCGUCCAGUGCCGGGCUGCGGUGAGGUUUUUUCACGCACCAAUCGGAUCGUGGGCGGCCACUCCACGGGCUUUGGCUCGCAUCCCUGGCAGGUGGCGCUCAUCAAGAGCGGUUUUCUUACGCGCAAACUGAGCUGUGGCGGUGCUCUGAUAUCCAAUCGCUGGGUGGUUACUGCCGCUCACUGUGUGGCCACCACCACCAAUUCGAACAUGAAGAUACGCCUGGGCGAGUGGGAUGUGCGCGGCCAGGAGGAGCGUCUGAAUCACGAGGAAUAUGGCAUUGAGCGCAAGGAGGUGCAUCCACACUAUAAUCCUGCCGAUUUCAAGAACGAUGUGGCGCUGAUACGGCUCGAUCGCAAUGUGGUUUACAAGCAGCACAUUAUACCCGUUUGCCUGCCGCCGCCCACGACAAAGUUAACAGGCAAAAUGGCAACUGUGGCGGGCUGGGGACGCACGCGGCAUGGUCAGAGCACGGUGCCCUCGGUGCUGCAGGAGGUGGAUGUGGAGGUCAUCUCGAAUGAUCGCUGCCAGCGCUGGUUCCGCGCAGCCGGACGACGCGAGGCCAUACACGAUGUAUUUCUGUGCGCAGGCUAUAAGGAGGGCGGCCGGGAUUCCUGCCAGGGCGAUAGCGGCGGGCCGCUCACGCUUACAAUGGAUGGCCGCAAGACCCUCAUUGGCCUCGUCUCCUGGGGCAUUGGCUGCGGCAGGGAGCAUCUGCCGGGCGUUUAUACCAAUAUACAGCACUUUGUACCAUGGAUCAACAAGGUUAUGGCCAAUGACAACAAUGCGUGAAUGCAGUUUGUAUAUGCCACAUGCGGCUAUCACUUAAUCAAUUGGAAGACUGCAGUCAACCGCUUGCAGUCACCCGUUUGUCUGGCCAUGUGAUUCCUCUACGACUCGGGGUUGCUAGUGUUUAAGUUUAAGCUCUCAAUCAGUACGCAGCUGCAAUUUAUUUAUUUUUUUUAUUUUUGGUUGGAUUUAACCCAUUCAAGAUAUUCCACUCAAUGCGGCUCCACUUUAAU